Betta splendens (Siamese fighting fish) is the source of this 1444-nucleotide messenger RNA. It is a transcript of the gene cd2bp2, whose product is annotated as CD2 (cytoplasmic tail) binding protein 2. Gene Ontology annotation, cellular component: U5 snRNP. The transcript is spliced from 7 exons. The record is from RefSeq and is a predicted model, not a curated record. Bases 167 to 1294 code for a protein of 375 amino acids. Gene Ontology annotation, molecular function: protein binding. Lineage: Eukaryota; Metazoa; Chordata; Actinopteri; Anabantiformes; Osphronemidae.
ACUCCACAGCAGACGGUGGCGAUAAUGCAUCGACUCUUUGUUUUAUCAUCCCGCAGCGUCAUCAAACGACAGAAGAAGAAAAACCAACGAAGAAGAGAAGAGUACGCAGAACGUUGUCUGAAUUAAUUCCAGCAGGAUUUCACCUUUUUAAAGCAAGUUUAGCACCAUGUCGAAAAGGAAAGUUACAUUUGAAGACGGGAACGGGGAGCUCGACCUGGAAGACGACCCCCCGAAUAAAAAGAGUUGUGAGGUUGUCAGUGGUCCAGGCUCCAGGUUCAAGGGAAAACAUUCCCUUGAUAGUGAUGAAGAAGACGAAGGGGAGGACAAAAGCAGCAGCAAAUAUGAUAUGUUGGCCAGCGAUGAUGUGGAAGGACAAGAGGUUGCAACAAUCGACUAUGAUGAGGGUGUUUCUAUCACACCUUUCAAUCUGGAUGAAGAGAUGCAGGAAGGACACUUUGACUCUGAAGGAAAUUAUUUCAUCAAAAAGGAACAACAGAUUAGAGACAACUGGCUUGAUAACAUUGACUGGGUAAAAAUUAAAGAACAACCUUUCAAACAAAAGAAGAAGGGUCUUGGAGCUAAACGGGCCCGCAGAGCUGGUGAUGAGGAUGAGGCAGAGGAAGAAAAAAAGAGAGAAGAGCAGCAGGCGGACCAAGAAAACGAAGAGGAAGAGGAGGAGCCAGAGCCUCCUGAGGAUCCUCUUGCAUCCUUCACAAAGCAGCAGCUCAUUGAAGCAGUAGUUGAACUGCUGCUACCUGGGGAGACGGUUGCCACAGCGCUUCGACGGCUAGGAGGCCUCGGAGGACAGAAAAAAGGAAAACUCAAAGGAGACAGUGAACCCACAGACAAAACAAAAAGGGAUACAGAAAAGCUUGAUCGUCUCACAGCACUCGCUGACAGACUGGUUGGAGCCGGGAUUUUUGAAAUCUAUCAUCAUACUUAUGAAAAACUGGCUUACAUGAUGAAGAACCCAACCGUGAGACAGAAACCUGUCGGUGGGGGUGAUGAAGAAGAAGAUGAACUUGACAUGUUCGCAGACAAGUUCGAUGAGACGCAUGGUGCCAGAUCAGAGGAUAAAGAUGAAGAGGAAAAUACAGCAAGUGACGAAGUGAUGUGGGAGUACAAAUGGGCCAAUGAUGACAAAUCAGAAAUAUACGGGCCCUUCACCAGUCAACAGAUGCAGGACUGGGUGGAUGAUGGCUAUUUCAGCACUGGGGUUUACUGCAGGAGGGUGGACCAGGAGGGAUCUCAGUUCUACAACUCCAAGAGACUAGACUUUGAGCUCUAUACAUGAUUUCUGCUCAUAUGUAAAGUCAUGAUCAGUGUUGGUGUGUUUUACCUCUGUCUUUACAUGUAGGGUUUGAAUGGCAAAUCUACCAUUUUAACAGGGACUUUGUUUUCUGUAGGUUGUUUUUAAAUAAAUAAGUGGAUUGGUUGCUAUCAA